Molecule: messenger RNA, 4979 nt
Organism: Vitrella brassicaformis
Lineage: Eukaryota; Vitrellaceae
Source: the annotation of a GenBank genome assembly
GAGGAAACGCUGCAGCUCAAGGAAACUCUGCACCGAUUCUGACUCGUGGAUGUGCAGAUCUGCCUCGGCGAUGAAUGGAAUAUUCAUCGCCCCUCUGCCUGCACCCGCCAUGAGGAUCUCCGUUCGGUGCUUUGCGGGCGGCGUGCUGCCACACGGUGGCGCUGUGCAGCAGCCCAGGAGCUUCCCCUUCCUCGCAGGAAUGGGGUAGGAACAUGAGAGCAAAGAAAUAGCGACACUGAAUGGACGCGUGUGUUGUGUUGUGUUGAUUGGUGACACAUUUUUCAGGAUCAACAGCCAGCAGCCUGCUGCCAGUGCAGCCAUCCCGGAAGACCAGUAUCUCACGAUGCGGCAGCGGCUGCGGAGGGCGCUCAUCCUCCCCGACGUCUGGAACUACCUCGCCAGCAGACUCAUCGGUGUGUACGCGCCAACCAGACCACACGCACACGUGUCAUGGCUGUCUGUGUUUCUGUGUGCCUGUGUGUCUGUGUGUGUGGCGUACCGUCCGUCCACACAGGCAAGCCCAAGACGAAACAGAUGCGUCGCUUGCUGUACUUCAACAGGAGGCACAAGAAGUUCGCCCCCGUGUUUAUCGACCAGCUCAAGCCCAAGAUGAAGUGGGCGGCCUCCGCGCUCGAGGAGUCCCAGCUGCCCCUCCCACGGCUCCCAGAGGUCGCAUUUGCAGGCCGCAGCAACUGCGGCAAGUCCACCCUCCUCAACGAGCUCGUGGGGCGCUCCAACAUCUCCAAAGUCGGCAGAAGGCCUGGUGAGUGGCUGGCAACUCACACCAGAUGAGAUGAGCACUCGUGACGUUGUGGUGUGUGUCGUGUGUGUCGUGUGUGUGGAUUAGGUACGACGCAGGAGCUGCAGUUUUACGCCAUCGGCAAGCCAGCGUUGCUGUGUAUGGUGGACCUCCCCGGGUACGGCCACGCUGAGGUCAAGGAGGAGAAGAGGCUGCAGUGGACAGAGUUCACCCUCUACUACAUCAAGAACAGAAAAAACCUCAAAAAGGUCGGUGUCUGGUGCCAGAAUGGUCUUGAAUGGCCAUCCUUCUGUGUGUGUGUUGUGUGUGUAGGUGAUGGUCCUGGUGGAUGCCCGUGUGGGUCUCAAGAAUGCGGAUCGCGAGCUGCUGUCCUUCUUGGAGCGGCAUGGCGUCAAGUGGCAGAUCGUCAUGACCAAAUGCGACCUCGUCGGCAUCAAAACAGCCUGCAAGAAAGUGGCACUCGUGAGUGAGCCGAGACAGACAGAACAUAGAUGCCAGCCACGACAGCACAACACAACACACGAAUGAAUGCACUGCGGUUGCUGUGAAUGUGAUGCUGUGCAGUUGCGCGAGGAGCUAGUUCGGUUCAAGGGCCAGGCAGGCCCUGUGCUGCCCGUCAGCGCAAUGCACAGACAGGUCAGUACCCACACUGCAGUCUGCAACCAACCAGACGUCCACACGUUCACUACGUGUGUGCGUAGGGUUUGGAUGACGUGCGUCGCGAGGUGGGCAACGUCAAGCUGGCCAAGAAAAUCGUUACCGACGGCAUCAGGCAGCGGGUCUGCGACCUCAUCGAGGCACAGAGACUCAAGCGACUGCAGGAACAAAAGAAGAAGUGGUCAGGCUGGCUGACACAGCACACACACGGCUAUAUCGUGUGUAUGGGUGUGCUGUGUACGUGUUGGUGUGUCGGUGUUAGGGAGGAGAAGCGCGCCAAGGCGAUUGAGGAGGGGCAAUCUGAGGCUGAUCUGGACAAGGAGGGCGACCCCUUUGUCGGCCGCCUGGCCGUGCAGAAGGCCCUCAAACGCUGGGGACUCAUCGACGAGACCGAAGAACAUGAAGACAAUAUGGAUAUGCCCCCCCCUGGUGCCACUUCCCCGGCCACUCAUCCAUCGGCUGUGGAUGAGUCAUCGGAGCAGAAGCUGAUGAUGUCCCUCACCACACACCCACUCGACGACCGUGACUGGAUCAGAAGCCACACCCUCGUACAAGACCUCGCAAUAUCUCUCGGCAUCGCACACCAAGACCAGCAACACGAGCAGCAACAGGAGCAGCCAUCCACUCCUCCGUCGCCCUCUCCUCCGUCUGUCCACCACCUGCCGUCGAUGGAGGCUGCCAUGGCUGCCCUGCCGCCCACAUGGGACUCUGAAGCCGACCUCGGCAGCACCACCGACAUGGUGCCCGAGAGCGACAUGGACGAUGCAGACGGGGGGAGGGACAGGCGACUGACGAGAGGCCGGGUGAUCGGCCGACGGAGGAUGAAGGACAAGAAAAGGCAUGUUGCUGCUGCUCUUGGUGAUGGUGGCGCUGCUCGUGGCGGUGGUGGUGAGCAUGAGCUCGCGAGACGGCUCAACGAGGUGGACCUGACUGAAGCAGACAAAGAAGACGCAACGGACCCUCCAUCGUCGCAGAGGCGCAGAUCCGACAGUCGGACAGCCCUUCUCCGUUCCAUGUCAGCAAGACGGCACCAUGACCAUUCCCAACCCACCCAACACCAUCACCAAGACAACGCAGAUGAGUGGCAAUGGGACGAGUCGGUGCCUGAGGCGACCAAGGAGCAGCCUACAAGCCGCUUCCCCUCUGCGAGGGCGGCCUCUCACGGCUACGAAUACGACAGCGCCCUCUCGUUCGAGCACAUCCCGCUGGUGGGCGGUCUGACGCGGACAGGCGACAUGGGCAGGGGGGGCCGAGAUGGUGUUGGUGACAGGGGUGCGAGGAGACAGCAGAUGAGACUCGAUAGCCAAGUGGCAGCGCUGGAACAGGUGCGUGCGGGGGGGUGGACAAAAGACGAUUGACGCCUCUCUCUCUCUCUCUCUCUCUGCGUGUGUUCUGUGUGUUAGGGUGAGGACAUCUCCGACGCUCGUCCAGUGCACCCGCCCUCUCAUCAGCAUCGGCCGGCCAUCCCUUCAGCAGUGGACGACUGGCGCGCCGAGCCGAUGGGUGCCCGAGGGCUGGCCUUCGACCUCUCCAUGACACCAACCGACAGACACGAGCCGGCCCACACAGAGACACCUGGGUCGGCUGCUGCUGCCGGGAGGAUGCCAUCACUGCCGCCAGCUGGUGGUGGUCGCAAGUCGUCUUCUCACUCACGGCGGGUCCGUCAGGACACUUUCCUGGAACAUGAAGACCUCAUGAGCAAGGUGACGUCUUCACACGCUCAGACGCACACGCAUGCACACAUGGGUGUGGGGGCGUCCGUGCCUUCUUCGCUCGUCGUGUCCUGCAGGCCGAGUUGAUGUCUGGGAAGCGGAAGCCGAUGCUGCGCCACGCCAAGCAGGGCACUCAGCUGUCGGACCCACCUGACCGCACGCAGUACACCGGUGGGCGGAUGUUCCCACCACACACACUCAACAUGCACACCAAGAUGUUUUGGUGUGUGUGUUGGUGUGUUGUGUGUCGCGUGUUUGGUGUGGCAUGUAGGAACGUAUGAGAGGGAUCUGCGUGGCGGCUACGAGCGCAAGUGGCGGAUGGAGCUGGACGAGCUCGACGGAUCCAAAGCUCAACACAACCUCAAACAACUCACUGCCCACAAAGAAGGCACGUGCCAUUCCCCUCCCUCCCCCUCCCCCCCAUACACACACACACACCCACUUUUGUGUGGUGUGCUGCAAUGGACGGUAUGGAUGCAGGUAAGGUCUACUCGAGCGAGUCCGGUGUCCUGCUGCCCCGCCGCAAUCACAAGCAGAAGCAGAAGCCCACUCCCGCCUCCCGCCUGUCUGCUUACGGCCCCACACCGCCGCCUGUGAUUGGCGGCAAGCACGCAGGGGACGCCCUGCUCCUCGACACACCCGAUGGGCCAAAGAGACCCGGCGCUAUUGUGCCAAACUACGACAGUCAGUAACACACAGAGAGGGAGAGGGAGAGGGACGAGGGGGAGAGGGAGAGGGCGGUGUGUAAGUGUGUGUGUGUGUAGGUUAUGUGAAGCGUCUUGAGGACCGAUUGUACCGCCCGCUGCCAUUCAUCGGCAUCUACAACCCCAGGCACUUCCCGAGAGGCACCAAGAAAGUCUUUGCACUCGGUUAGCGAGAGAGAUCCAAGACACACACACGUAGAUGAUGCUCAUUCACAUAAGCUAGCUUGCCGUGUGUGUGCUGUCUGUCGUUGACUGACAUCGAUCCCAUCCCCAGGGAAGCGCCAGCCCAACAUGCCCAAGAUGCGUCCGCCAAAGGACAUAGCGCAUUUCUUCGGAAUUGAGGACCGCAAACGGCUCAUUAAGGACCGAAAGAAGAACAUCGACAAAGAAAUCACAAAGCUCAGGAGGUGGAUCAGGAAACACCCCGACAAAGCAAGGUGCGGUGCGCAUGACAUAUAUUCAUUGUCAGCUCCCAUCGCAUCCAAACACACGAGGUGUGUGUCUGUGUGGCUGCCUGUCCUGUAUGUAUGCUAUGCAGCCGAGCGCACAUUCCCGCGACCAAGGAAGAGAUCCUGCAGCAAUACGCGUAAGCACCCGACCACCCACCACCUCAACCCGCCCUUCCACCCCUGUGUGUGUGUGGGCCCGUCCACCAAUCCAAUCCAUUCAGAGCCGAGCAGACGCACCUGCUGUCGAAGGAGGCGGUCCACAAGGCCAAGCAGCGCGCCCUCCGUCCAGCAGGGGCCGGCCACCAGCUCCCCCGGCCCACGAAGCUCAAGGAGUUCUUCAAGCGCAAGGGGCCGCGGCUGGAGGACGACACCAAGGAGAGGGACAGGGACUUCGUCAUCAGGCAGCUGGCCAAGCAGCAGGAGGCCAACCUCAGAGAAACCACGACGAAGCACAAACAGAGGUGAGGAAGGGAUUAAGCCUGAGAGGCUUUGGACGGAGGGAGGGAGAGAGGGCGUGUACACUUGUUGGAUUAUCGGCAUGCGGCCAGCAAAGGGGUGGUCUAGGUGAGUGGAGGCAACCACGGCACGGUUGGGUUGGGGAGUUCUGUGAACGUGACGGCACUUCGUCGAAUGCAAUGCCGUGCGUUGGGAACGGACAGGACAGGCCGUCUUGAUUCGUUCCAAUGUCAGUCAGUCA